Messenger RNA from Lachancea thermotolerans CBS 6340, 759 nucleotides. It is a transcript of the gene RSM26, whose product is annotated as mitochondrial 37S ribosomal protein mS42. The record is from RefSeq and is a predicted model, not a curated record. Gene Ontology annotation, biological process: superoxide metabolic process. Gene Ontology annotation, molecular function: metal ion binding; superoxide dismutase activity. The transcript has a single exon. Lineage: Eukaryota; Fungi; Ascomycota; Saccharomycetes; Saccharomycetales; Saccharomycetaceae. The coding region runs from base 1 to 759 and encodes 252 amino acids.
AUGUUUCGGUUUGCCUCGAAAAGAAGCAUACACAGCGUUCCCAAGCUCAAGAAUAGUGGUCAUGUUUUGGAACAAGGCAUUCCCAAUGUUCUGAGUGCUUCCGGGUUCAACAUCGCGUGGACUCAGCAGCAGAAAUAUCUGUGUGACAAGCUAACUCUGGCAACCGCGGGCACGUCACAGGAAUCUUACCUUCCAUUUCAUUUGAUUUUGAAUACGGCCAAGAAGCCAUUCCAAACCAAUAUUUUCAACCUCGCGUCGGCAGCACAUAACAAUCACCUUUUUGUCGAGAACGUACUGCCUGGGCCGGCAAAUACCGCGCCUUCCAGACUGUUUCGUACUAGAAUCGAGGAGCAAUACAACUGCACAUGGGAGGAAUUUAAGACCGAAAUGGUUCGCCGCGCAGAAACUGAUGUGGUUGGCCAGGGCUGGUUGUUCUUAGUCGAAAACAGCGACAAAGAAUUGCACAUACUUACGGUACAGAAUAAUGGCACACCCUACUAUUUCCCACGCAACCAGUCCUUCGAUUUGAACUCUGCGCUAAAGCUUGAAGAGUACUCGCAGCUGGAUGCGGUGCGCACAAUUGUCAAAAAGGGCGGCAAGAUCCAGGACUGGACCAUGCCUCUCAUCGCAGUCAGCCUGUGGGACCACGCGUACUUGCACGACUACGGCGUCAAGGGCAGAUCGCAGUACGUAAAAAACGUCCUGGAUAACCUUAACUGGACCGUAGUGAACAAUAGGCUGUACACUGGCCCAGCAUAG